Myiozetetes cayanensis is the source of this 1293-nucleotide messenger RNA. It is a transcript of the gene TMEM216, whose product is annotated as transmembrane protein 216. The transcript is spliced from 5 exons. The record is from RefSeq and is a predicted model, not a curated record. Gene Ontology annotation, cellular component: ciliary transition zone. Lineage: Eukaryota; Metazoa; Chordata; Aves; Passeriformes; Tyrannidae. Gene Ontology annotation, biological process: non-motile cilium assembly. Bases 234 to 830 code for a protein of 198 amino acids.
UCUGCAGCGUGGGAUUCUCAUCCCAGUGGAUCGUAGGAUUUGGGAGGGCGGGGUACUCGAACCCCCCUCCCUGCCCGUCUGUCCUCCUACCAUAGAGACACGCGGGUAGAGCAGCGGGGCGCUGGGCCCUGCAAGACCAUCGAGAGGGGCGGGUAGAGCGGCCCCGGCGUUGCGCUCGGCGCCCCCUGGCGGGCGGGCGGGCGUGGCGGCGGCGGUUCCCAUGGAGAUGGAAGAUGGCGCCCAGGGGCCGCCAUCGCUCCUCGGUGCCGCUGCAGAUCCUGCUUUUCCUCAACGGCUGGUACAGCGCCACUUAUUUCCUCCUGGAGGCGUUCGUGUUCGUGUACAAGGUGCUGCUCCUGCCCUAUCCCGUCUCCAACCUGGUGCUGGAUGUGGUGCUGCUCCUGCUCUACCUCGGCACUGAGGCCACGCGGAUCUUCUUCGCAUUCCAGGAUUCCAUGGAUACUGGGAAGAAAUUCUUCCCUGUGAGUGCAGCGAGGCACCAGAAUGAAUUUCCCAGGGAAGCUGCGGCUGCCCCAUCCCUGGAAGUUCUCACAGCCACAUUGGAGCAACCUGGAGUAGCAGAAGGUGUUCCUGAUCCCGUGUAUCCUGCAGGCUCCAAGGGGAACCUGUGCCGGCGGAAGGUGCCGCUGUCGCUCAGCCUGGCGCUCACGGUGCCGGCGGCGGCGCUGGCCAGCUACUACCUGCUGCUCCAGACCUAUUCCCUGCGCCUGGAAUUCUUCCUGAGCGCCAUCCUGCUCCUCUUCUACGGCCUCGAGCUGCUCCUGGGCCUCCUGGCGCUGCUCUCCUUCUCCAGUGCGGAUCCCUACUGAGGCCACGGCGGGGACACGGCCCAGGGACACAGGGAAGUGUCACCGGUGCCAGCUCCACUUCCCAGCCCCAGGAAAGGGAAGGAUCCCACUUUUUCUACUCCUCAUUUCACCUGGACUCAUCCCUCCCACCUUUCCUGCUUCCACCUGGAUACAUCCUUUCCACCUUUUCUGCUCCCAUCUGGACACAUCCUCCCUCCCACUUCUCCCACUCCCAACUAGACACAUCCCUCCUGCUUGUUCCCUCUUCUAUUUGGACUCAUCCCUCCCACCUUUCCCACUCCCACAUGGACACAUCCCUCCUGCUUUUCCUGCUUCCCACCUCACCCGCAGCAUGUGCCAGGGACCUGCUCCCACCCGGACUCACCCCCUCCAAGUUUGUGCCAGCUCAAGGUACGAAGAAUCUUUAUUUUUUUCUACACCCUUCCAGAAUAAUUUACUAUUUUCCAAUAAAUAUUUAUUUUUA